This is a messenger RNA of Humulus lupulus (European hop), 1194 nucleotides long. RefSeq lists its product as uncharacterized. Bases 100 to 813 code for a protein of 237 amino acids. Lineage: Eukaryota; Viridiplantae; Streptophyta; Magnoliopsida; Rosales; Cannabaceae. The record is from RefSeq and is a predicted model, not a curated record. The transcript has a single exon.
CUCUUGUUCUCAUCCCAAUCAAAACCACUUGUAAUUAGUCUCUCUCUCUCUCUCUCUAAACUACAAACAAACAAAUCUUAUUAAAAAGAAGAAGAAGAAAUGGAUCAAAUAGAAGCAAGUACUUCAGUGGUGGCAAAGAAACUAUGGAACAUAGUAAGAGUAGUGUUUAUAAUGAUGAGGAAAGGAUUAUCAAAGAGCAAGAUCAUGGUUGAGUUUCAUAUGCUCAUGAAGCGAGGGAAGCUAGCCGGAAAGGCCCUAGCUCAAAACUUCGUCCUCAACCACGCCACCUUCUCCUCCUCUUCAAUCUCCACCGGCGGCGGCUUUGGUUGCCGCUCAAACGACGCCGUUUCCUUCAUCUCGCCAAGGGAGUAUGAGUUCAGCUGCAGCAACAGCCCCGCCGCCUUUAACAACUUGUACAAAACUUUUGGUCACUUCAACAAGCGCAGUAACAAACACCAUUACUUCACCAAGUCAUCUGGUGCCAAUAAUACUAAUUACGAUUACGACGACGUUUCCAACACCGUUAACGCCGUCCAAAAGGUUCUGUUCGAGAUGUACAACAUGAACCAUAACAACAACAGUAGUCAUAUAUAUCCGUCGUCCACGGUGGAGGCGUCGCCGUUAGUGACGUUGCCGGGGUUCGGAAAGAGUCCGAUGGGGAUGAAGCAGUUGAGAAUAACGGACUCACCUUUUCCGUUGAACUACGAGGGAGGUGACACGCAGGUGGAUUCUAAGGCUGACGACUUCAUUAAAAGGUUCUACAGGAAUCUUAAGAUGCAAGGCACCCCGGCUCGAUCUCAGGUCUACGGUUGAUAAUAAUCAUCGCAUAUAUAUUUAUAUUACUUAUAAUUUGAUCAUAUACGUACGUGUACGUUACAAAGAAAAAAAACAUGAGUGUGAAUUAAUUUGACCAAUGGUGGUUUUUUGUUUUUCCCCUUCAACUUUUAUCUUCUUUUUCCCAGAAGGGUGUGAACUAUAAUGAAUUAGUUUGUUACACCUAUAUAUCGCCACAGCUAGCGCCUCCGUCGACCUGGAGUAGUGAUCGAUCCAUAUAUGGUUUGAUGAUGGUGAUGUGCUUUUAAUUUUUUGGGGUCAUAGACUACAUCUUUCACUAUAUAUAUAGUCACAUAUGGCCUUGUAAAUUAUCUAAUUAAUUACAGAUAUAUAAAUGAAUGUCACUCUUAUUUUAAUUUA